AUGGUUCCUCAUCGGGCCAUCCAGGCGGCUCGAGAAGGGGACCUCGCUGCUCUGAGGGAUCUGGCGUCUUCCGGUUCUCUCCCCUCUGACAUUAGUGAUGCUCAGGGGGCAGGCCCGGUGCACUAUGCAGCCAGAUGUGGACAGCUGGACUGCCUGCAGCUCCUAGUUAGAGACCUGGGUCUGUCAGCGGAGUCUCGAGCCUUGAACGGGGCCUCACCAGCACACGAUGCAGCAGCUACUGGGAACAACCGGGAGCUGCAGUGGCUCGUGGACCAAGGAGGCUGCAACAUCGAGCACACGGAUGCUGCUGGUGCCACAGCCCUUCACCUGGCCGCUCGCUUCGACCACGUGGAGGUGAUCCAGUGGCUGCUCUCUGUCGGGGGCGCGGCCCAUGUGGAGACGAGCUGUGGAGCUGUACCUGCUCACUAUGCUGCAGCCAACGGGAGUCUCACCUGUUUGCAGCUGCUCAUCCAGGAAACACCUGGGUGUGUGAACCACCAGACAGGUAUGGGUGCUACCCCCCUGUAUCUGGCCUGCCAGGAGGGGCACCUGCACGUUGCUCAGUACCUGGUGAAAGAGUACGGUGCAGACGUGCACCUGAGAGCCCACGAUGGGAUGACCUGCCUGCACGCGGCUUCUCACAUGGGCCAUGAAGCUGUGGCGGUGUGGCUGGUGACGUGCACCGAUGUGGGCUUGUCCUGCCAGGACAGAGAAGGAGCAACGCCGCUGCACUUUGCGGCCAGCAGGGGGCACUUUUGCAUCUUAGAAAAGCUGCUUCACAUGGGGUCAAAGGUCAUCAAGGACUACUGGGGAGGGACCCCUCUUCAUGAUGCUGCAGAGAAUGGGGAGCUGGAGUGUUGUAAGAUCCUGUUGGCUCAUGGAGCAGACUCCACAGAUCAGGACAUUGAUGGGUUCACAGCAGCAGAUCUAGCAGAGUACAACGGACACGCUGAGUGUGCACGAUAUCUCCGUACCAAAGAGAAAGAUACGUGCGCUGAUAAGCCCACUGAGUUAAUCUUGCCAGUGGAGGAGGAGGUGAAGGUGAAGCCAGCGGUGUUGAAGCACAGCAGAGAGGACUACUACGGGAGCCUGAGUGAGGACUGCAGGGUCGGGCACGACCACAACACACACAUGGAUAGUUUAAAGCAACCUGAGUGUGAGGAGCCACCGGAGGCCAGAUACCCUCAGCCUUCACCCCCCCGGGCUUCUCCCUCCCUUACCCAGCCUGGGAGGACUGCAGUCAGCAGAAUAGAGCAAGUUCAAAUUGCAACAUCUGUUAUUAAAGGUUUUCAUCAGUCCACGGAAGCUGGGAGCGAGGGACCGCUCUCUGAUGACAAAAUGUUUCUUGAUAAGAAGCUUCUGUCUGAAAGAAAACUGCUUGGUAACAUGAAGUCCAUUAAAUCUUUGAGCGAGUCAGGAAUGUCAGGAGUCUUCAGUGGACAAGCAAGUAAGAUGGUGGUUCUGCCCACCGAGGAGGCCAACCUGUCAGACAUCGACUAUCUGGUGCCCACCCACGAUGAGAGAGGUCACCCUAUAGCUGAGUGGAAGAGGCAGGUCAUGGUGAGGCAGCUGCAGGCGAGGCUGCUGGAUGAAGAAGAUCAGAGGAGAAGGGAAAAUGGGAACAGAUAUGCCAAAGUGAAUUGGAGGUACUCCCAAGCCCACAAUGCCAUCCUGGGGCCCUCUGGUGAGCUGUUGAAUGAGGAUGACCUCAUCUAUCUGGAACAGCAGAUUGCCAACGUCUCCAUGCAGAGGAACUGUGAGGGAUAUGAGCUGGAGCUGGCUCGUCUGGCUGAGGAGCUUAGGCACAUCCUCCCAGCCCCCAUAGUCAACAUCACUGUCAACACACAGUUCAGAAACUUCCAAAGUCAGGUUCCUCUCCCCGUUUGGUGCGGCAGGAUCUCAGGCAUUGUGAAGAGCAUGUCUCUGCUCAUGACCAACCUGACAGACCAGCCUUACUGCAAGAUGCCCAACACUGAGCUCAUCACUGUGUUUUCUCAGGCUCCAGAUAGACAGACUUCCACCAGAGUGCGCAGGGAGAGCAUAGAGGAUGAGAUCCAUCAAUUCGGAGUGUCCGUGAGGACUUUGAAAUCAAAUUUUGAGGCUCAGAAUUUUUCUUUGCCAAAUCAUCCUGAGGAGCCCAUCAUGUUUCGUCUCUCCACACACCCUGAAGGCGCAAAAUCAGACAAAGAACCUAAAGUCACGAAGCCAGCUCCAGAGACAGAUCAGAACAGUGAUUCUGGGAUUGAACAUGAUGAAAAUGGAGCAGACAUUCAGGACACCGUCAGCCUCAGAAAGGAGCGUAUAGUAGUUCUGUUUUUAGGCCACUGGAAGAAAUCUGCCUACGCAAUUACAGUUAGGAGCAAGGAUGACGUGGAGAGGAAGCUGAGCAGUGAAAACCCAGCGAUGGAUGACAAGUCUGGUUCUGGUUGCAGGGACAGUACAGAGAGUGCCCAGUCCAACAUGAUAAACAGUACCCUUGGUCACUUUUUCAAGCAGAGAAGUGCCGUCAACAAGAUGCUGGGAAACUGGAGGAAAAUGAUAUCCAGCGUUCCUUCCAGGCAAAUACGCAGGCUUCACAGACAGAAGACCCUGUUCUCCCCGGAGCAGUUCUUACCUCGUCUGGAUGGCGUUCCUGCAGAAUACGACAGCCUGACCUUAGAUCUCUUCAUGCUGGGCUACUUUCACAUCCUAGAGUUAGAUCUGCCUGUGGACGAACGCAAAAUGAGGCACUUGCUGUGCUUUGAGGUGUUCGAUCGGGUGGGGAAGUUCCCCUGGGAGACGAUCAGAGAGUUUCACAAGGCUGUUGUUCAGGACAUCGAGGCUGGGAACCGUGAGUGGAAGGAUGGGUUCGAGGACAUUAAAAUUAAGUUCUUUGGAAACGCCGUGAGUGAGUCUGAAGAAACUGUUAACGUGGUGAAACACAGCCUCCCAGAGGUUAGACAGGUCCCUAAGGUCAUUGUUCAGACGCCGACUCCUGAUGAGGGGAUGCUCUACAAAGGAACAGACAUUUCCAGUUUCAGUAAUGAAGAAAUCUGCCAGUACAUUGACCGCAGCUUUGCUUUUUGGAAGGAAAAAGAGGCCGAGAUCUUUGAUUUUGAGUAA
This is a messenger RNA of Nematolebias whitei (Rio pearlfish), 3102 nucleotides long. RefSeq names its product espin-like protein. Gene Ontology annotation, cellular component: cytoplasm. The transcript is spliced from 11 exons. Gene Ontology annotation, molecular function: actin filament binding. Gene Ontology annotation, biological process: actin filament bundle assembly. Lineage: Eukaryota; Metazoa; Chordata; Actinopteri; Cyprinodontiformes; Rivulidae. The coding region runs from base 1 to 3102 and encodes 1033 amino acids. The record is from RefSeq and is a predicted model, not a curated record.